GCCCUUUUUUGUCUUCCGUCUCCCCAUUGCUUCCCGUCGCCAUUUUCCCGAACACCUUCCUCUUCUCCUCCUUGCGCGACCACCAUGCCGGACGAUCUGGCGGACGACCUCCAGAGCAUGAGCUUCGGCUCGUCGGACCGCUCCGGCUCCUCCGCCCUGUCCACCCUCUCCGGCUCCCUCUCCUCCUCCUCCUCCUCCCUGUCCGGCGCCAUCCCCAAGCCCCGCCCCACCGGCGACCCCGUCCUCGACGCGACCCACCGGGUGAAGUCCUCGUCGGCUCCUCCCGUCGGCGGGGGCAGCGUCCUGUCGAUGUCCGAUCUCCGGUUCGUGAAGCGGCUGGGCAGCGGGGACAUCGGGAGCGUGUACCUGGCGGAGCUCAAGUCCGCCGGGUCGGAGGGGCUACUGCUGGCGGCCAAGGUGAUGGACAAGAAGGAGCUGGAGGGCCGGAGCAAGGAGGGCCGGGCCCGGACGGAGCGGGAGAUCCUGGAGGCCGUCGACCACCCUUUCCUCCCUCGCCUCUACGCCUGCGCCGACAGCGACCGCUGGUCCUGCCUCCUCACCGAGUUCUGCCCCGGCGGCGACCUCCACGUCCUCCGCCAGCGCCAGCCCUUCAAGCGCUUCGACGAGGCCGCCGUCAGGUUCUACGCGUCGGAGGUGGUGGUGGCGCUGGAGUACGUCCACAUGAUGGGCAUCAUCUACAGGGACCUCAAGCCCGAGAACGUCCUCGUGCGCGCCGAUGGCCACAUCAUGCUCACCGACUUCGACCUCUCCCUCAAGUGCGACUCCGCCAGCCGCACCGCCGCGCAGAUCGUCUCCGACCAGAACCCGCUCCCUCUCCCGCCCCAGUCUUCUGCCGCUGUCGCGGGCGAGUUCUCUUCCGCCGCCUGCAUCCUCCCGAGCUGCAUCGUCCCUGCGGUCUCCUGCUUCCACCCGCCUCGGCGCAGGCGCAAGAAGAAGCCCGGGCGACGGGGGCCGUGCCUCGAGUUCGUGGCCGAGCCCGUGGACCUCCGGUCCAUGUCCUUCGUGGGCACACACGAGUACCUCGCACCGGAGAUCGUCUCGGGGGAGGGACACGGCAGUGCGGUGGACUGGUGGACCCUCGGCGUCUUCGUCUUCGAGCUCCUCUACGGCGCGACGCCGUUCAAGGGCCCCGACAACGAGCUGACGCUGGCCAACAUCGUGGCUCGGGCGCUCGAGUUUCCCAAGGACCCGGCGGUAUCAGCGUCGGCGAGGAAUCUCAUCGCAGGGCUGCUGGUGAAGGACCCGGAGCGGCGGCUGGGAUCCACCAUGGGCGCGGCAGCCAUCAAGCGCCACUCUUUCUUCAACGGGGUAAACUGGGCGCUUCUACGCUGCGCGCCGCCACCCUACGUGCCGCCACCAUUCAGCGUCAGCGGCCUCAGCCGGGACGCUUCCGACGACAGCUGUCCGGGCACGCCGGUGGAGUACUACUAAAACCCAUUCGAAGUGUUUGCGGUCAACCGCAGCGCGCAGUGUCAGAGGUCGGCCUGCGCGGGUCACGUGCGUGCCGCAUAGUAUAAGCAGUCAGUGCCAACGCGGGGGUGGGUCACCGACGCGUGUCAGUUCUCGGGAAGGCGUUAGAGCGGUGGAAGGAUUUUGUUUGCUUCUUGGGUGGCGAGUGGUGACCGCGACGUGACCGCCUUGCGCAUCGUCUUGGGGGAAAGGUCGAGGGACGUGGUUUGGUUGAUCCUCCCUUUAAGCUGACUCUCUCCAUAUACUUUUAUGUCGAUUAAGUCUCUCUCUCUCUCUCUCUCUAUCUCUCUCUCUCUCUCUCUCUCUCUCUUGUUUUAAAAACGUACACUACAUGGAUUUAUGGAUUGGAUCUCCCUAUUUAAUUGGAUCUCCAUAUACUUCUUCGUUUACCAAUUGCA
Messenger RNA from Musa acuminata AAA Group (dessert banana), 1889 nucleotides. Its product is annotated as serine/threonine-protein kinase D6PKL2-like. The transcript is spliced from 2 exons. The record is from RefSeq and is a predicted model, not a curated record. The coding region runs from base 85 to 1452 and encodes 455 amino acids. Gene Ontology annotation, biological process: protein phosphorylation. Gene Ontology annotation, cellular component: nucleus; plasma membrane; cytoplasm. Gene Ontology annotation, molecular function: ATP binding; protein serine/threonine kinase activity. NCBI's taxonomy places the organism in Eukaryota, Viridiplantae, Streptophyta, Magnoliopsida, Zingiberales, Musaceae.